AUGGCGCCGAGGAUCACCGAGUUCGAUGAGGCGGGCAAUGUUACUGCUACGUAUGUGCAGAGUGAGGGAGGAUCUCAGGGGCGGGUGGAUGUGAUUCCACCAUCAGAUUCGAAAUCGCUCUGGCAAAAAGGCCUUGAUGUUUUUCUACCUGUUGGGUAUCCUCAUAGCGUUACACACGACUACCUAGAGUACCAAAUCUACGACUCCCUCCAAGCCUUCUCAAGCAGCAUCGCCAGCCUCCUCUCCUCCCGCGCCGUCCUCUCCAGCGUCGGCGUAGGAGAUGCAGACGCCUCACCCACCGCAGCCCUGCUGCUCUCCAUCUUCCAAGAAUCCAUCGGCCGUCUCGCCACAAUCCUCUUCGCCCACCGCUUGGGCAUGUCCUUCGAGCCAGAAUGCAAGAUGUACCGACUCCUCGCAGACAUCCUCAACGACACUGGCUUCAUCCUGGACAUGAUCUCGCCGGUAUUUCCCAAGCCGAUCCGCGUUGUGAUUCUCAGCUUCAGCAGCGUGUUGAGGUCGCUUUGUGGCGUUGCUGCAGGGAGUGCGAAGGCGAGUCUGAGUGCUCAUUUUGCGAAGUGGGGGAAUCUUGGGGAGUUGAAUGCGAAGGAUUCCAGUCAGGAGACGGUGAUUUCUUUGCUGGGGAUGUGGGCUGGGAGUUUGGUUGUUUCGUGGAUUACCUCCCAGACGGCGACUUGGACGGCGCUGAUUUUGUUGCUUUCGAUUCAUCUGGAGACGAACAGGAGAGCUGUGCGUGCUGUUAGCAUGCGUACGCUGAAUCGACAGCGGGCGACGCUUGUGUACCAUCACCUGAAAAGAGGAAACGUCCCGACGCCGGAGGAAGUGUCGAAGCAAGAGCGCAUUUUUGAGCGCGAUGGCGUGCUAAGACGCAGCGACGAUGGUAUCGUUGGAUUUUGCGUCGUUGGUGCAUCCAUGUCUCGCCUCCUGAGGGCGAUUUCUGAGCAGCAUGCGACGACCAAGUCGAACAAGCUGGAGGGAGAUGCACUCGCGAAAGUGAUGUCCAUUUUCGAGACACAACCGUACAUCCUGUGGUGUGAUAAGCGUUCUCAGCAACAAAGGCCGAGCCUGUUCGUGGUUUUGAAGAAAGGAGCGACCCCGAAGGACAUGCUGAAAGCUUGGUGGCAGGCCCUUGCGCUGGCUUGCGACGACCGUGUGGAAUCCAACGAUCUUGACACCACGUUGAAGGAGGCGGAACGAACAAGCAACGUAGUCAAUGAGCUGUUGAAGACCUACGAGGAGCGUCUAGAGGAAGCUGGAUGGGAUCUGACUUCAAGUGCGCUCGAAGUCGUCGCUGGUAGUCGAGUAGCUAUAGAGGCCUGA
This is a messenger RNA of Zasmidium cellare ATCC 36951, 1338 nucleotides long. RefSeq lists its product as uncharacterized. NCBI's taxonomy places the organism in Eukaryota, Fungi, Ascomycota, Dothideomycetes, Mycosphaerellales, Mycosphaerellaceae. The coding region runs from base 1 to 1338 and encodes 445 amino acids. The transcript has 3 exons. The record is from RefSeq and is a predicted model, not a curated record.